UUGUUUCAUUGAGGUAUAACUGAUAUACAACAAUGCAUGUAUUUAAUGCACACAUUUUGAUGAGUUUAGAUGAAAAAAAUUUUAAUCUCCAGAAAUAUUAAAAGAAGAGUACAAUAAGCACGUGUGUACCCUUCACCUAUAUGUACCAGUUGACAUUUUGCCCCAUUUGCUAUAUCUGUCACUCUCUCUCCAUACACACAAACACACACAUACACGCAUGCACAGCCCUCGCACACACACACAAAUACACAUUGUGUUUUUUGCGGACCCAUUUGCAGAUAAGUUGUAAAUAUCACGUUAUUUCACCUCUACAUACUUCAGUGGGCAUCUCCUAAAAAUAAGCUCCUGCAUGUCUAGGACACUCAUUACCAUCCCUAGGAAAAUUAAUAAUAUUCCAUGAUAUUAUCUAAUAUACAGUCCAUACUUAAAUUUCCCAAUGGUUCCCCAAAUGUGUGUCUUAUAAUUGUUCCACCCCCCCAAUCCAGGAUCCAGUCAAGGAUCCUAUGUUGCAUUUGGUUAUCGUGUCUCUGUAGCCUCUCUCCUCUUUUUUUUUGUUUUUGAAAUUGAGUUAUAUUUGAUCAAACCUUAAGUGUAUAGCUCUAGGAAUUUUGAAAUAUACAUAUAUACACUGUGUAACUACCAGCCAGGUCAAAAUACAUUUUUUGUUCUCUUUUAACCCAAAAUAUCACCCCCGUCUUUUUAUUGUCUUUCAUGACACUCAUAUGUCUGACCAGAUGACCACAGUUUGGGCUUUUCUGAUGUUUCCUCCUGAUUAGAUUCCGGUGCUGCACUUCUGAAGGGGCUGUCAUAGAAGUGACGUGUUCUUCCCAGUACAUCCCAUCAGGGGAUGCCUGUGUUCCUUUGGCCCCGUAGUGGUGACGCUGACUUUGAUCAUAUGGUUAAGGUGGUGUCUACCAGGUCUCUCCACAAUUAGUAUGUUAUCUGUGGGCUGUACUUGGAGACCUUGUGUGCAUGCAAUUUUUUUUAAAGUCGAGUGGCGAAAGGAAGCACAUCUGUGGGGCAGCUCUCAUGUUAUGAGGCCCCCAGGUUGGAAGCCUCCAGUUAAGGAUCCCGGGAGGGAUCUUCAGCAAACGUUCCUCCAUCGUCGGGGGAGAGGGGAGGGGCGGGGAGCUACCAAAGGAGGCUUGGAUGGGUGCAAGUGUUUGCAGAGGGACCCCAAGAGCACCUGUCUUCCUACAGCUCCGGGAUUGUGGAGGACUGCGGGAGGUGGAGGUGACCGCGUGCCUGGUGUGGAAGGACUGGCCUCACCGCGUUCACCCUCACAGCCUUGUGGGGAAAGACUGCACGGACGGCGUCUGCAGGGUGCGGCUCCGGCCUCAUGUCAGCCCCCGGCACAGCUUUAACAACCUGGGCAUCCAGUGUGUGAGGAAGAAGGAGAUCGAGGCCGCCAUUGAGCGGAAGAUUCAGCUGGGCAUCGACCCCUACAAUGCUGGGUCCCUGAAGAACCAUCAGGAGGUGGACAUGAAUGUCGUGAGGAUUUGCUUCCAGGCCUCAUACAGGGACCAGCAAGGACAGAUGCGCCGGAUGGACCCUGUGCUCUCUGAGCCCGUCUACGACAAGAAGUCCACAAACACGUCAGAGCUGCGGAUUUGCCGAAUCAACAAGGAGAGCGGGCCGUGCACGGGUGGCGAGGAGCUCUACCUGCUGUGCGACAAGGUGCAGAAAGAGGAUAUAUCGGUGGUGUUCAGCAGAGCCUCCUGGGAAGGCCGGGCUGACUUCUCCCAGGCCGACGUGCACCGCCAGAUUGCCAUUGUGUUCAAGACACCACCCUACGAGGACCUGGAGAUCGUUGAACCUGUGACAGUGAACGUCUUCCUGCAGCGGCUUACUGAUGGGGUCUGCAGUGAGCCUCUGCCCUUCACAUACCUGCCUCGGGACCAUGACAGCUACGGUGUGGACAAGAAGCGGAAACGGGGGCUGCCCGAUGUCCUUGGGGAGCUGAAUAGCUCUGACCCCCAUGGCAUCGAAAGCAAACGGCGGAGGAAAAAGCCGGACUUCCUGAAUCACUUCCUGCCCAGCCACGGCUCAGGCCCGUUCCUCCCGCCAUCAGCGCUGUUGCCAGACACAGACUUCUUCCCGGGAACCGUAUCCCUCCCAGGCCUGGAACCCCCCUGCGAGCCGGACCUCCUGGACGACGGCUUUGCCUACGACCCCGCUGCCCCCACGCUUUUCACCAUGCUGGACAUGCUGCCCCCAGCGCCACCACUCACCAGCGCUGUCGCGGGCAAUGGGGGUGCAGGGGCCGCGGUGGGGGAGCCCCCCGGCCCCGAGCCGCUGACGCUGGACUCGUACCAGUCCCCGGGCGCCGGGGACGGAGGCACUGCCAGCCUCGUGGGCAGCAACAUGUUCCCCAAUCAGUACCGCGAGGCGGGCUUUGGGGGCAGCCUCCUGUCCCCGGGGCCUGAGGCCACGUAGCCCCCGCGGCGCUGGAGGAGAGGCGCUGGGUGGGGAGGGAGGUGGAAGGGGCCGUGCGAACCCAACCAGGAUAUCCAGCACCCCCAUACCCUUGGGCGGCCCUUGGUCAGUCUUCCGACGUUCUCAUCCUUCUGAAUCGGACAUCUUCAGCGCUGGCGAGAAACUCCGUAGCAUCGGUUUCCCCUGAGCCCAUUUUACAAGUGAGAAAACUGAGUCUGGAGAGGAAAGGGGGCUUGCGUGGCUCUCAAGCGCUAGCUUGUUAAAGCUGCUGCCUCAGCCCUCACAAGCGGGGGCACCUUCUCCAGGCGGAUUCUGCUGUGUACAUAUGGGAGGAGGGUACAGAUCCCCCGCCCUCCGUCCCCAGGCUUGAAGGUGGGGGGUAGGUUGUUUGUUCUGAGUCUUCCCAAUAAAGCUGAGAUUUUGAGCCUUGGGGGUCUCUUCUCUUCUCCGCUUGAGAAACACCCGCGGCCCUUACGUACAAAGUCUCCAGGA
This is a messenger RNA of Physeter macrocephalus (sperm whale), 2928 nucleotides long. RefSeq names its product RELB proto-oncogene, NF-kB subunit (gene RELB). The record is from RefSeq and is a predicted model, not a curated record. Lineage: Eukaryota; Metazoa; Chordata; Mammalia; Artiodactyla; Physeteridae. Gene Ontology annotation, cellular component: cytoplasm. Gene Ontology annotation, molecular function: RNA polymerase II cis-regulatory region sequence-specific DNA binding; DNA-binding transcription factor activity, RNA polymerase II-specific. Gene Ontology annotation, biological process: response to cytokine; positive regulation of transcription by RNA polymerase II; cellular response to stress. The transcript is spliced from 8 exons. Bases 1150 to 2436 code for a protein of 428 amino acids.